AUGAAAUCGGCAGUGCUACUGCUGGCGUUAUCCGGCUUGAGCCUUGGUGCUCUCAUCCAAAAUCUACCCGGCCAACCGGCCGCCAACUUCAAGCAGUACAGCGGCUACUACUCGGUCGGCGCAACCGGAAAUCAUCAGCUACAUUAUUGGUUUGUCGAGUCGCAAAACCAGCCAUCCAGCGACCCGGUGCUCCUCUGGCUGACCGGAGGCCCCGGCUGUUCCGGUCUCUCGGCCCUCCUCACCGAGUGGGGACCAUUUUUCAUCAAUCCUGAUGGCGCCACUCUCCGCGCGAACCCUUACGCCUGGAACCGCAAUGCGUCGGUGCUGGUCCUCGAGAGCCCGGCCGGUGUUGGAUACUCAUAUGCCAAGGAUGGCAAUGUCGACACUGGAGAUGACCAGACGGCCUCCGAGAAUUGGGACGCGCUGAAAGCCUUCUUCACCGAGUUCGCCCAGUACAAGAACAACGACUUCUUCGUGACCGGCGAGUCGUAUGGGGGCAUCUACGUGCCGACGCUCGUCCAGACGAUCCUCGAUCGUCAGUCGCAGUUCAACAUUAACAUCAAGGGAUUCGCCAUCGGAAACGGGCUGGUCGAUGGAGAUCUGGACAUCGAUGCGCUCAUCCAAUUCGAGCACAAGCAUGGCAUGAUCGAUCAACUGCAGUGGCAAGACAUCCAGAAGAGCUGCUGCAGCAACAACAUGGACGACUGCCCCUUCCACAACUUUAACGAUGCGGACAAAUGCGGAAACUUUGUUAACGACGCCGGAAAUAGGGCAUGGGGCGGCGGUCUCAACCCAUACAACAUGUACCAGGACUGCGUCAACCAGGGCUCCAUCCCGAAGCGGUUCGCCCUGGAGUUCAAGCGGAAAAUGGGCCGCCUGCCCAAGCCGGAAGAGUUGGGAACCGUUCCGUGUAUGAACGAGACCUCGGCCACUGUAUACCUGAACCGACGGGAUGUGCGAAAUGCCCUCGGAAUCCCCGGGCUUCUCCCGGCCUGGAGCAUCUGCAACGAUGACCUAAAUGAAAACUACAACCGCCAGUACAACACUGUAGCCCCCCAGGUGAAAAACGCGAUCGCCAAGGGACUUCGGGUUAUGCUCUACUACGGCGACGUCGACAUGGCUUGCAACUUCUUCAUGGGCCAGAAAUUCUCGGCAAACCUUGGCAUUACGCAAGUGAAUGCCAAAAAGGCCUACCACGUGAACGGACAGGUGGCCGGCUACAUGACCGACUAUGGACAGUUGAAAUACGUAACGGUUAAGGGUGCCGGCCACAUGGUGCCGACCGAUAAGCCGCCGGUUGCCUUCCACAUCCUCGACUCCUUCCUCAACAAUAAGAAAUUC
This is a messenger RNA of Mesorhabditis spiculigera, 1341 nucleotides long. The record is from the annotation of a GenBank genome assembly. NCBI's taxonomy places the organism in Eukaryota, Metazoa, Nematoda, Chromadorea, Rhabditida, Rhabditidae.